This is a messenger RNA of Sphenostylis stenocarpa, 477 nucleotides long. NCBI's taxonomy places the organism in Eukaryota, Viridiplantae, Streptophyta, Magnoliopsida, Fabales, Fabaceae. The record is from the annotation of a GenBank genome assembly.
AUGGAGAAGAAGUUAAGGAAGAAGAAGUUUAGGAAGGAGACGAAGUCAAGGAAGAAGAAGUUUUGGAUGGAGAAGAAGUUAAGGAUAAAGAAGAAAGUAUGGAUGGGGAAAAAGUUUGGAAUGGAGAAGAAUCUACUAACUAAGGAAGCAGAAGAAGUUAAGGAGGAUGGAGAAGAAGUUAGGGAAGGAGAAAAAGUGAAGAUUGAAGAACAAGUUAGGGAAGGAGAAGAAGUUAAGGAUGGAGAACAAGUUAGGGAAGGAGAAGAAGAAGUUAAGGAUGAAGAAGUAGUUUGGGAUGGGGAAGAAGUGAAGGAAGGAGAAGAAGAAGGUUUGGAUGGAGAAGAAGUUAAGGGUAAAGAAGAAAGCAUGGAUGAGGAAGAAGUUUGGGAUGGAGAAGAAGUUUGGGAUGGAGGAGAAGUUUGGAAUGGAGGAGAAGAACCGAAGUAUGGAGAAGAAGUUAAGGAAGAAGAAGUUUAG